Messenger RNA from Egretta garzetta (little egret), 957 nucleotides. RefSeq names its product trans-2,3-enoyl-CoA reductase (gene TECR). Gene Ontology annotation, molecular function: oxidoreductase activity, acting on the CH-CH group of donors. The transcript has 13 exons. Bases 1 to 957 code for a protein of 318 amino acids. Gene Ontology annotation, biological process: very long-chain fatty acid biosynthetic process. NCBI's taxonomy places the organism in Eukaryota, Metazoa, Chordata, Aves, Pelecaniformes, Ardeidae. The record is from RefSeq and is a predicted model, not a curated record.
AUGCACAGACAUGUAAUUAGUAAUUAUCAUUUUGUGUCCUAUCAGGUGGAAAUCCUUGAUUGGAAGACAAAGAAACAGCUAUGCUUCCUAGAUAAGGUGGAACCAAAUGCCACAAUUAGAGAGAUCAGACUGAUGUUCCAUAAAUUAUAUCCUCGGUGGUAUCCAGCAAGGCAGUCGAUAAAACUUGAUCCAAAAGGAAAGUCCCUGAGGGAUGAGGAAAUCCUGCAGCACCUCCCUGUUGGCACAACUGCUACUCUAUACUUUAAAGAUUUAGGGCCACAGAUAGGAUGGACUACGGUAUUUUUGAUAGAAUAUACAGGUCCAUUGUUCAUCUAUUUUCUGUUUUAUUUCCGCAUGCCUUUUGUCUAUGGACUGGAUGAGAGGUUUACAUCAAGCCCGCAUCCAGUAGUUAACUUGGCAUGUAUCUGCCAUUCUUUCCACUACAUCAAAAGGUUGAUUGAAACAGUAUUUGUUCAUCGGUUCUCCCAUGGGACUAUGCCACUGAGGAAUAUUGUGAAGAACUGCUUGUAUUACUGGGGAUUUGCAGCCUGGCUUGCUUAUUACAUCAAUCAUCCUCUUUACACUCCUCCUUCUUAUGGAAAAAAACAGAUAAAUUUUGCUGUGAUCAUGUUUCUGCUGUGUGAAGCUGGAAAUUUUUCCAUUCAUGUUGCACUCAGUGACCUCCGGAGAAAUGGAUCCAAAAUCCGUAAGAUCCCAUAUCCAACAAAGAAUCCUUUCACAUGGCUGUUUUUCUUUGUAUCUUGCCCUAACUAUACGUAUGAGGUGGGGACCUGGAUCAGUUUCACUAUCAUGACUCAGUGUGUUCCAGUGGGGCUGUUCACCUUGCUUUGCUUCAUUCAGAUGACAAUUUGGGCAAAGGAUAAACACUGCACCUACCUACGAGAAUUCAAGGAUUAUCCAAGUCUUCGAAUGCCAAUUAUUCCCUUUUUGUUGUAA